AUGCCGGCCCCCGCCACGGGGGGUGGUCCAAGUGCUGCUGAGUGCAUCUUCUUCAUGCUCGAUGCACCAGCAGCAGCAGCAUCAUCAGCGCCAGCCGGAGAAUCGAAUCGAGCGCCCGGGAAGUUAAUUAUGUCGUCUGGAUGUGUCGACAGGGUCCCCGCUGGUGCCGCGGAUGAGGUUGCGAGGAUUUGGCUGGUACGAGCCGGCGUUCACAGCUUGACAGCACAACGGCCAAAAUUAA
Hymenoscyphus albidus is the source of this 241-nucleotide messenger RNA. Lineage: Eukaryota; Fungi; Ascomycota; Leotiomycetes; Helotiales; Helotiaceae. The record is from the annotation of a GenBank genome assembly.